Molecule: messenger RNA, 1933 nt
Organism: Triplophysa rosa
Lineage: Eukaryota; Metazoa; Chordata; Actinopteri; Cypriniformes; Nemacheilidae
Gene: fam3c
Product: FAM3 metabolism regulating signaling molecule C
Exons: 10
Coding region: 139-834 (231 amino acids)
Source: RefSeq, a predicted model, not a curated record
ACUUUUUGGUAAACCCGGAUGUGAGGACUCAACGCUGUCGCCGUGGCAUCAGAAUUUUAGAUUGUGUAAUAUGGAUGUGAUCGUAUGACAGGUGUCUGGAUCUGGUUUGUGGUGACGGUAGCUGCAUGAGACAACAAGAUGAUUCGAGCCGGAGGACUUUUGAAACUGGCGGCCUUGAUUUUUGUCUUCUUUCUGGCCGUGUUCCUUGCCUUUGAGCUUUUAGAGAAUAAUAUGAAUUUGGGGAAUUUGGGAAACUUGGGAAAAGUGUUCGCACGAUCUGCACCUGUAGAGACGGAGUCCCCCAAACCUCCCCGCAACAAAUGCGGCCUUUCUAAACCGUGUCCUGAGGACCAUUUAGCCUUUAAGGUCACCAGCGGAGCUGCCAGUGUAGUCGGCCCUAAAAUCUGUCUUCAGGACAACAUAGUAAUGAGUGGAGUGAGGAACAACAUCGGACGGGGUAUUAACAUCGCUUUGAUCAACGGAAAGAACGGCGAGGUCAUCAGGAUGGAUUCCUUUGACAUGUGGGCCGGAGAUGUCAACCUGCUUAUCAAGUUCUUGACUGCGAUUGAAGAUGGAACCAUCGUCAUGAUGGCAACGUUUGAUGAUCCUGCCUCAAAGUUGAAUGAUGAAGCUAGACAACUGAUAGCGGAUUUGGGCAGCUCGGUCAUCAAUUCUUUGGCCUUCAGAGAUAACUGGGUGUUUGUUGGUGGUAAAGGGAUUAAAACGAAGAGCCCCUUUGAACAGCAUAUCAAGAACAAUAAAGAGACCAACAAGUAUGAAGGCUGGCCAGAGGUUUUGGAGAUGGAAGGAUGCAUUCCCUUGAAACACGACUGAAAGCAGCCUCCCUUCAAAUUCUUUCCCAGAUUUUCCCCAAAACAACCUUUAUCAGGGAUGUGAAAGCGUGAGAGGUAAUGGAAGGAAUCUUGUUAUGCAAUUUUUUAUAUAUAUACAAGGUAAUAGCCUACUGUUUAAGUAGUAAAAUAUAGACUUUAAGUUGAACAUAUGAAGGCCAUCUUUCUGUAUUUUAAACUUUUACAUGUGUGCAUAGUUCAUGCGCCUUUUUAACAACACAUGUACAUGACUUUUACAGUCAUUUAUUUUAAUCAGUUUUUUUUAAAAGCAUGUACUCACAAAGAGCACAUCCUUGCACAUAAAUAAAAACUAUUCGAACAGGCCUGGAGAUCACCGACUUGACUAUGGGAAACCUGAUUUAGGUUAUACUGCUAAUGUACUGCGUACAAAUAUUGUCCAGAGAUUGAAGGUAGAGGAUUUUUUACUCUUCAUUUUUUUCUGCUUUGUAAAACACUGAAUGACUGAGUAUGUUGAUUCAAAGAUGAAUGGCUGACAUCUGCUGUUACCAAACAUUCUCUGCUUGCAGUACUUUAAUUUAUUUUUGGUCUCCUUAAAAAGUGAUAAAAAAUGUAUUAACAUGCGGAAAAGGGAUUUUUUUUAUUAACUAAUCAAUUGAUUUGUUUUUAAAGGAUUUUUUUAAAUCUUAGGUUACUAGCUUUGUUUCACUUUAUGCUCCAGUGUGAUGUAGGACUACUGCUUUUACUUUCUGAUGAAAUUAUUUUCAGUGAAUAUUGUUACAUUUGGGAGGUUACUGCAUAUGAAGAUUUCUAUUGAUGUCUUUUUUACUUUUUGUUAGCUUUAUAGAUUUUGUAGAGCUGUGGCACAACAGAGGUUGUUUUCAUGCACAUUAAGCAUCACGUUGAUACUAUUUAACCACUUGGCUUUUAUAUUCCAUAUUGUCCCUUCUUGGUAUCAUAAAGUAUUAUGCCACAUUUACAUCUAGUAAAGUCCCACGGUUAAUGAAGAAUGUGUAAUAUAUUCAUUUUUCCAAUGUUAUGCAUGAGUAACAAAAUACAUUUGGCAUACGCUUUUAUCCAAAUACUAUCCAUGCGAUGCUGCAGAUUAUGACCUGUCUUUCUUU